AUGGAUGGCAGGAAAUAUGGUCCAAUAAGAGCGCUUUUUGAUACAGGUGCACAGCCCAAUCUGGUUAGCUAUCAGCUUGCCCAGAGAUUGGCUUUACCAAAAGAGCAAAUAGCAAGAAGAAUGGUUGGUGUUGAAGGCGAGCCCUUCAAUAUCAAACACAAAACCACACUCUUAGUGAGUCCAUGGUUCAAUUCGCAGGUUUCAGUAAAGCAGGACUUUUUGGUGCUACCAAAAGAAAGCAAAUGGCAGCCAAUUGUGCCUACACACAAUUUGCAACAGCCAGAGAAAGACAUAGCAGGGCCAAUAUUGGCAGAUCCAUAUUAUUGGAAAGCAGGGCCGGUAGAUUUAUUACUGGGGUGCAGGUUCGUAGCAGAAACAUUAGUUUCUGUUGCAGGGCGUCAGCCAAGCAGGAUAUUAGAGAUGGAAACUAUAUUUGGCAGGGUCAUACUCGGAGAGUAUGAGAGCAAAACACAUAGCAGGGUACAAGAGCAGGUGUCGCAGGUCGUGUGCAUGGACAAUAAUCAACUUCAUGAAUCGCUUAAGCGUUUAUGGCAGUUGGAUGACAUUGAGAUGUCAUCGAGCAGAUCACAGGAGCAGGAGCAAGUAGAGCAAAAUUUCAUCAAAACGUUUUCACGUGAUGACUCUGGCAGAUUUGUCGUGACAAUUCCCCUAAAGGAAUCAGUGAAGGAAAUGGGCAGUUCAGAGCUUACAGCAAAGAGAAGAUUUUUCGCUUUAGAGAAAAGAUUAGCAGGAGAUUCUGAAUUGAAACAUAUGUAUAUACAAUUCAUGAGAGAGUAUGAGAGAGCAGGACACAUGGUACCAGUAACUGGCAGAGCGCAGGGUAGCACAGUAUACCACAUACCACAUCAUUGCGUCACUAAGAAAUUUAGAGUUGUAUUUGAUGCAAGCUGCAGGACAAAUAGAGGCAUUUCAUUGAACGAAGUGCAGAUGUUGGGCGAGAAGUUACAGAAGGAUCUGCACGAAAUUUUAAUGCGAUUCCGUAGGCAUCGAAUUGCCAUCAGUGCGGACAUUAAAAUGAUGUUCAGAAUGGUGAAGGUUGUGCAGGAGCAAUGGGAUUUGCAGCGUAUAUUUUGGCGAGAGAAUCAGCAGGACGAUUUGAGAGAAUACUGGUUGACAGUCGUCACCUAUGGUAUGACAUCAUCAGCUUACAAUGCUGUGCGAGCAUUAAUGCAAUGUGCGAGGGAAGCGGAGCCGGAAUUUCCAAAUGCUGCUAAAGCAAUUAUGGAAGAUUUUUAUAUGGAUGACUGCACCACUGGUGCUGAUUCCGAAGAGCAGGCGAUCGAAUUAUCGAAAGAUAUAGAUCAUGUUUUGAGAGGAGCAGGGUUUGAGCUUAGAAAAUGGAAAUCAAAUUCCAGGGCUCUGGUGAAGGAUAUGAAUUAUGAAGAGCAGGAGUCAAUCUUAUUUGAAGAUGACGAGAAGGCAUCAAUUUUAGGCCUUAAGUGGCUACUUGAGAAGGACUAA
Episyrphus balteatus (marmalade hoverfly) is the source of this 1482-nucleotide messenger RNA. RefSeq lists its product as uncharacterized. NCBI's taxonomy places the organism in Eukaryota, Metazoa, Arthropoda, Insecta, Diptera, Syrphidae. The record is from RefSeq and is a predicted model, not a curated record. The coding region runs from base 1 to 1482 and encodes 493 amino acids. The transcript has a single exon.